AUUCAGACAGAUCUCGUGACUUGAGGAUCCAAAAUGGCAGAAUGUUGCAAGGUGGCUUUCAAGGUCUUCGCCAUUUUUUUCGUGCUUUGCUCAUUCCAGAAGCUAUCAUUGGCAUCCUACAGACUGACACGUACAGCUUACGAUGAGAUUUUUAAAAAGUUAGGUGUCUCUCUUGAGUCACUUCCAAAUAUCUCUUUCACUUUGAACGUUUCCGAGGAAUGCAAGGAAACUCUGACGAAUCUGCCCUCAAAGCCUGACUUUACACAAUACCUAGAUGCCCUUGGUAAACCUCAAAGUGGAUUUCUAUUGGGAAAUUUUGGUUGGUUAGGAUCCUAUAGUGAAUGCACAAAGACCAUCAGUGAUGCACACUAUUGCCUAGCUUACAUCUCAUUAAAUAAGACUGUGCCCAUACAUUGGGGUGUCUGUGCGCCAAAACAAUGCAGUGAAGAGGAUGUAACGAAAGCUCUACAAGAAAUCUUUACAGGUGGCAAUGAGUCGAUCGUGAGCUUGGACCCUCAGCCAGUCAGUUUCAUCGGAGAUAAAUCCCAUAAGAAACCUGUUUUCUGUAAUAAACCUUCGGAAUACACAACGGGAGUAAAGUUAACGCUGAUUUUAAUUGGCUUAGUCUUGCUUCUCUGUCUGGUUGGAACCAGCUUGGACAUAGCUAUUGGCUUUAUGAAACCACACUCCACACCUGUCAACAAAAGUGAUGGCUUCAUGCCGGUCAGAGGGGCCUCCAUGGCAACAGACCAUGAUACCUUCAGUGACAGCUCAAAUCUAAUCCACUCUUCCACAGUUUCCUCGAGUUCAAGGCCAAUUUUGUCGAGCCUUCCUCAAGAACCCGCUAAGCCAAAUUUUGUGUCGCGAUUCUUGUUAUGUUUUUCAUGGAUCCAAAAUACAAAUCGUAUCAUGGAUACCAAUGUCCCUCCCAGUGCCAUCACAUCAAUUAAUGGUAUGAGAGUGCUAAGCAUGUGGUGGGUCAUCUUAGGACAUCUCUUCUCCGUACAAAUGAUAACAUCUAUUAGUAAUUUGAAGUUAUUUACGAACAUUAUUCAUCGGUUCACAUUCCAAGCGGUUGGCAAUGCAACCUUUUCAGUGGAUACUUUCUUUUUCCUCAGGUACGUUCUGCAUCUUUUAGUCCUGAAACCAUUUUCGAGGUCAUCUUAAACCCUGAAUAAAAUCCAAUGUAAACGCAUUUUUGUAAGUUUGUCUCCAUAUUAUUUUAUUUCAUCAAUUCUUUACAGGUUGACUCCAACUUACAUGUUCGUUUUGCUGUUUUUCGAUAAAAUGACGCCAUUCUUGGGCGAGGGUCCGAUGUGGUAUACAUUGCAGGCGGGCAACACUUGCGGCAGUUACUGGUGGACUAAUCUUCUCUACAUCAACAACUUUUAUCCCACUAAAUUUUCAAUUUCGUGUAUGGGCUGGUCCUGGUACUUAGCUAAUGAUAUGCAGUUCUAUAUCAUCUCUCCUGCUAUCCUCUUCACGGCAUACAGAUUCCGCUUGCGGGGACUGCUUCUCAUUGUUGCUGCGUUGAUGGGGAUCAGUUUUAUCACAACAGCUAUCUUAUAUGCACAUUAUCAUCUUGCUGCGGUUCAGUUAAGUCCUGCAGCUACUGCUGAAGCAGCGGCUGGUAUUGAUUCUUCGUCUCUCACAUAUGUCAAGCCCUACUGUCGAAUUGCACCAUAUCUUGUUGGUAUGGUGUUGGGUUACCUACUUGUUCACGCAAAGAAUUGGAAGCUUCCCUCAAAGACCAACAUGCGCUUGCUGAACAUGGCUGGUUGGUGUGUGGCUAUUGCCCUCGCUCUGUCGACGCUUUAUGGCGAAUACAAAGCUUUACGAAAAGACCAUCCUGAACCUUUCUCUCGCGCCGAGAAUAUCACAUACGGGACAUUUUCCCGCUUUGCAUGGAGCUUGGCCUUAGCCUGGGUGAUUUUUGCUUGUCAAAACGGAUUUGGUGGUUUGGUGAAUAAAAUUUUGUCAGCUCGGUUCUGGAUUCCAUUAAGCCGUCUGACUUACUGUGCGUACCUUGUCCAUAUAAUUGCUAUUGUUGCACUCUAUGGAUCGUUCGAGACUGUGCAAGCAUAUUCUGAUGUCCACAUUUCCAUCUCUUUUGUUGGAGUGGUCGGUAUUUCAUAUGCAGCCGCUUUCGUGGUGUCAGUUUGCGUGGAAUUUCCCAUGAUGCAGUUAGAGAAGCUUAUUUUUGAUCGUUGAUUUCUGAGGUCGUUUUCACUUGUCAUAUUGCGCCAUACAAUUAAAUGCUAAUUCUCGGUCUUAUAGCCAGAAAUUAACGAAUCUCGAAAUGCAGAAAAAUGAUAACAAACUGAACCGAAAUCUUGUCAUCAAACCUCAUAACACAAUCUUUUAAACUUUCUGAAACAUCAUCCUUGUUUCCUGAGAGGUCCUCAACAUUAACUUCAUGGUUCGCAUGUUGUUAGAAAGCGUAGUAAAUCAAGGCCACAACUCAACCUCACACAUUUAGCAAUUAUCAUCGUGCGAUAGAGCUUUUAUUAUUUUCCUUCUCAGAUAAAUAUCGUUGUAUUUCCAAGUCAAGUGACCUUGCGUACGAAAUUAAAAACAGAAUUUCGAAUUUUGAGGCCAUUUACGAUUAAAAGCGAGAUUGAGCUGCUUGAUGGUGGGGGCGUUUCGAAAGACGUCCAUUCUAGAGACUAACUUUUGUUACCUUGCAAGUCUUGUUAACUUUUGUAUUUAACGAUUAAAUCUUGCACUUAUUUGUCAGUGGCUUCAAAAUGUUAAUUAUAGUUAAUCUUACCGCGACAGUUUUAUGUGUUUACCAAAACAAGUUACAUGGCUAUGCAGAGGGCCUAAUACCCAUGUCUUGUACUGUUAGCUUGGUACUUCAUAUCUAACUUUUGUAAGUAAUAAAGCAUACGAGUAAGGGCUUAAGCCCCUUUUUAACCCCUGUAAACAUUACUUGUAACAUCGCAUCUGAGGAUAUGAGUAUUAUGAUGCAUAAUAAAGGGGACGUUUACGUUUGGUGAUAUAAA
This is a messenger RNA of Pocillopora damicornis (cauliflower coral), 3005 nucleotides long. Its product is annotated as O-acyltransferase like protein-like. The record is from RefSeq and is a predicted model, not a curated record. Gene Ontology annotation, molecular function: acyltransferase activity, transferring groups other than amino-acyl groups. Lineage: Eukaryota; Metazoa; Cnidaria; Anthozoa; Scleractinia; Pocilloporidae.